Molecule: messenger RNA, 27158 nt
Organism: Porites evermanni
Lineage: Eukaryota; Metazoa; Cnidaria; Anthozoa; Scleractinia; Poritidae
Source: the annotation of a GenBank genome assembly
AAUAAUGGCAACGCUGGAUACAACGUUGGGGACAAGCUGGGUAGUAAGAAAACCCCCCUUCCAGAGACUGAUCAACUACCACAGGUAAAUUCAUUUCUAUCACUGGGAAGAAAAUCGCGUGUAUAUUAAUAAAGCUACUCAACAGUUUUCAUACACAUAGAUACAAAUGCGAUCAUAACGUAUCAUAAAUGCGAUUCUUCUUUCAUUUUGGGUUCGAAUUUAAAUUAAGGGGUUAUUUGAUUGCUGAUCGUUUACGUGUUUAGUGUUUUUUAGUGUGGUUAUUACUUAUUCUUUAAAUUAAAUGGGCUUAAAAGAUAUUUUUUUCCAACACUACCGCAGGAAAGCAUCUUUUUCGUAGUUUUUAUUUGACUGGUCAUACUCAAGGUGUAAAGUGCAAUUUUAAAGUGCGAGAACUCCUUAUGAACUUGACCACUUGUUGUUUCUUUCCAAAUCGAAUUGAAAUUUGGAGUACCCUGAGAAAAACGUCAGCCAUUCCUUUUUCCUUUUGCUAGCAGCGAGGAACGAGGGGAAACGGCUGCAUUCGUGGGCUAGGCACCGAGACAUACAGCACGUUGCCGUAUCAAUUUUUAACUUCACAUGUGAAAUUAAAACUUUUAAUUAAUUUAACGCUGAAAUUUCACGCCAAAAUUAAGGAUGUAUUUGUCACCCAUACAUACAUUUUUUGUCAACAUGAAAUUCAAAGUUUUGUCGUUUUACUUAAAUUUAUGAUCGAGUCAUACGACUUUAGCUUUUCUUUGAACAUGUGAAUAAUGUCUGAGUGGCCCUUCAUUGUUUCAAUUAACAGGAGUUUUACAUGAGUGGGUUUAAUGACAAAGCUAAAACUGAAGUUGAAAUCAUGUGGACAAACCAACACGGGACCGGAAAAAAGGCAGAUCACUUUGUAGAGUCACAAGUGAUUCUACAGUAUAUGUGUCAAGAAUUUCCUGAUGGAGAUGUGCCUUUAGCGAAUAUCAACACACAGUUUGAGUACCACACUAUUCGUAAUGGGGGAACUUCUAGCACGCAAACAUUUAGAGCCAACCAAAAAGAAAGUUCUGAUGUUAAGCUGACCCUUGGACUUCACGAACCGUACAAUUAUUACCAGUCGUAUCUCCGCCGCGAGCGAAACAAAGGUAGGACGUUCUAUAUACGUCUGGAGGGUACUCAACAAAGCCUUACCCCUUACCCUUUUACCUGUAUAUACGCUUUUGAUAGAAAAGUAGCCUGUUCCAGGCUCUCAGAUAGUGGGGGAAGACGCGAAAGAAAAAGGCGCGCGAAAAGUUGGCGGGGCGGGAAAAAGGAAAAGGCCGCCCCUUCUCUCCCCAGUUUCCUCCCGUUUUAUUUUCGUGUUUGCGCUUUCUCAAUGCAGCGGACCCGACUAUCUCGGAGCCUGGAACAGGCUAACAGAAAAGGUCCUCCUUAUCGUCUAUUGGAAAAUGGUAGCCCUUUCCCAUACCUAGCAGGGCUUUCAAUAAGCACCGACAACCGACGAAACGCGUCGGCUACUUUACUCAGAGCAGUCGGAUACUUUUCUACCCGAAAAGAAGCAAUUAGUUUUAAAAAUAUCGUGAACAAAAAUAAAUCAGUAAAUCUGAAUUAAAACGUAAGUUAAUUAUGAUAUGCUUUCAAGGUCCACUGAUAUGUUAUGCUUUAGUUAUACCAGAAGCGCUUCUGGUUACACAAACGCUGUAUUUCAGUCAAUUUUUCCCACGUUUCUUUGUGGUCUACGCAGAAUUUGUUUAUGAACAAAUGUACUUAAUUUUGAAUAGUGACAUUAGCCAUUGCUUGUAAAAAUUGAUUCUGUGGCUUUGAAACGUGAAUGAAAGCUAUAUUUUCUUGAAUGAGAAACACAGUGUUUUGUUCUCAAUUUAGUUCCCGUAACACUGGAAAUCACUUUUCAGCGCUCUGAAACUUUCCAAACAUUUUCUGGGGAGCACGUCCCCAGACGCCCUCAGAAGAAGGGGACUACGGCCCCCUCGUUGAUACAGUCGGUUACUCUAUUCAAACCUGCUGGCUACUUCAAUUAUUAUUGAAACCCCUACCUAGUUUAAAACUUUUCAUCCUUUUUAAGUAAAUGGACUGCCUCUUAAAUAUGAAUAAAUUCCCCCAAAACACGAGCAUUUCUGUUAGCCCUUUUGGGAUAAAAUGAAAGAUUUCCCUACCAUCAACUAGUUAAAUUCUUAACCUUUCAUAAAGCUGAAGUCUUAAAAGAGGGUAUAUACACUCAGAAUUGUGGGUGUUGAAACACUUGUAGUCUUCGCUAAGGCUCAUUUGCAUAAAGCUUUUUUUAUGAAGCGCGCGAAUUUUCUACAACAGUUGCUGUCUCCUUUGUGCCAAGUCUGAGGAACUUUCUAUGGUCGCCUUGGGUUUUCAGUACCUGUUUAUCGGCAUUUGGCAUAUGUCAUUUGGUGUAGCUCAUUUGGACCAUAAUGCGUUUUGUUCCACAGGUUUGUUUACCGCUGACCAAAAGCUCGCCGGUGAUUCACCAAUUUACACGCGGCAAAAUAAAGCCGGAACAAGGAGGGGAUAUGAGGUUCCUGAGGAGCGUGAUUACUAUCCAUACUGGGGCCCCAGUCCUUGGAGGGACAUUGCCAUCAUGGUCAGCGAUGUGAAGACCUUUUGAUUUGAUGAAGAGGCAUGUUAACAGCUCUCAAUACGGCUACAAAUGUGAGUGUAUUCUAGUUAAGAUUCUGUUUAGAAAUAUCACGGGAGGAUUCAUUAAGAGUUGGAACUACAGCCUAUGAAUCUCUCUCUACAACGGACAAAAACCUUGCAGAGAGUUGUCCGUGACAUGACGGCGAAGGUAGCGAAAACGUCUCUGAUAAAUCUAAUGUUCACUUGAGUUUUAGCUGAUCCAAUAACGGUACCCUAUCUAAAGAGCAUACCGGGAACACAACGUCAACAAGGGCUAAAACGAUACCCUAUUUAAGGAUGGAGGCCCUGAAAAAACUAUACCCUAUCGGGCGGCACAUACUUAUCCAGCCCAUAUUUGGGAGUACUCCCCAGCGUACCUAGAAUACACCCACAACAUUGUGUGUUUCUUUUCUUUGUUUCAAAUUACGUUAUACAGAUCUGUGCAUCAUGCGGGGCAAAUCAAGUGAUCAAUGCCCCAAAAAGAAUGAUGGCCUCCCUGGAGAAAAAUGCGUUGCUAAAUAUCUCACCGCAGAGGCUUGUAAGAAGGCUGGUGGGAAGUGGACACGAUUCAUCACAAACGUUAUGGAGAGAACGCGUGGCGUCCUAAGUACGUGCCAUGGAAUCGACGGAAUGAAGCUGAAGAGAGGCGUUCCGUAUGAACCACAUAAGGUCGCACAAGGUGGAGAUCUACUGCAGCAGUAUGUCCUUGUUCAGAAGCCACCCGAAGUUUUGUAUGCGCCUUCCACUUAUAUCAACCACAAUGGAGUAGGCCGCGAUGGGAAGUUUACGUCAUACAAAUGGAAAGUCCCCUUAUUUCCUUCCAACGUAACACAACGUUGCGUGUUACGUAUAAGGUUAGAUUCAGUAAAAUCAUAGUGAUGGGAUUUGCCUAAACUCUGAAAUAGAGCCAAAUUCUGUAUGACAACAAGUAGUCGUUUAUGUUGUUGGGACAUGACGCAGCGACAAAUUUGCGUUCAGUAGAUACACAGGAACAUGACGAUCCACAGAAUCAUGUCCAAUAUACACAAACGGAUACGAUUCGUCAAACCGAUUGUCCAUUGGUACCAAUGGUACGAUUGGUACCAAUAGAAAAUGAUGUCAGUCCAAUGGUUCUAUUGGUGAAUAUGCAUCUCAUGAUAGUAAUGACAGAGUGAUUUACUAGACAUGGAAUGGAACCAAAUCUUAUACCUUAAACCUCCCACUUAUAAGCUCCCACGUUAUAGGCCUACUACCUCUUCCAUCUACAGGAAAUUAGAGCCGGUUAUAAGCCCCCCUCUAGCUUGUAUUGGAAUAAAUUCGAUUUUUUACGACGUUUUAAAGGUUUAAAAAGUGAACAGAUUCAAAAAGUAUUUUGAUAAGCACUGUUAUGUGGCUUGUUUUUGUUUUGAAACGCUCUUUUUAGCUCUUCAAAAUAUAAGCCCCCUGUUUAUAAACCCUUCUAAAACCCCUUACGAAGUUGUCUAAGCCCAAAGCUUUUAUAGCGGCAGUUUACGGUAUGACAGCCUGUCGUCGUGUAUGUUGCGGAAAUGGUCGCAGCGACAAAUUUACGUUCAGACAUGAAGCAUGGGUUCGAAACAGUCCUGGAACACUGAUCUCCCUUUGCAGUCAGCAGUGCACAAACACAUUCAAACAAUUCAGGAACACUUUCUCGCGGUUAUUAGCGCCUUUUUAGCAAUUUGUGCCCAUGACAUGCCCAGUGUUCGUGCGACAUGUCGUAGCGAAAAACAUUGCCCGAAAAUUAGCGUGUUGCACAAAUUAAAACGUGUAGGCGUGUGUGGCUGAGCAGUAAACACCUCGAACUCUGGGUCUGGAGGUCUGGGGUUCAAGCCUCACCGGUCGCGUUGUUUCCUUAGACAAGGAACUUUACUUCACUUAGUCUCUCUUCACCUAGGUGUAUAAAUGGGUACCGACGACAUACUGCUGGGGGAUAACCAUGCCAUGGACUAGCAACCCGUCCAGGGGGGAGUACCAAUACUCCUAGGUGCUUCAUGCUACGGAAACCGGCAUAAGCUCCGGCUGUUUGGGCCUUUGGCUCGUUUGCGCAUUUACCUUACCUUAUACUCACUCAAUGAUUUGUUAACUCAAAGCUAAUCUGUGUCUGUAGCAGGAAACUAUAAAGGGAUAUGUCUCCCAUCUGCGCCGCGCAUGUUCUCCGGCUCAGAUGGCGAGGGCAGUAGACUGGAUACCUUUAAGGCUCCGUCCACGCUAAUCCUUUUUCGUUUGAAAACGCACUCAUUUCGAUGCGUCUAGGUCUUUCGGUAGAAAACUUAUCAAAUUAAAACGAUGACUGAAAAUAUCGCAGGGGCGUUUGUUUCUACUCAUAUGCAUAGAGUUCAACUGACGUCACAACGUGCAGUUCUACCGUUGUCGAACGUUUUAGUGUUGAAAGUCGAAAACGCAUCAAAACGUUAGUGCGGACGGGAAUCGAUGCGUUUUUGAUGGAAACGAAAACGCAUCCUUCUGAAAAAGCAUUCUUUUUUUGUGUGGACAGGGCCUAAAUCCUUCUCUAGCUCCGUUUGUUGUUAUCAUGUCCAGUGCGGCAUUCUGUUCUUUCUUUUUGCGGUGUAUUUGUCCAUAGGAAAUAUCAAUUUCAUUUUUAUUGUAGAUAUAACAUCACCAGUGACGAUGUUCCACGCGAAUUUGAUGCCAGUGAUAACGAUAAGUAAGUGAAAAUUACAUGGGAAAUAAUAAAUUAGAGAGAUACAGCUUUACUUAGUACUAAUGUUGUUAUAAAUUUAGUGUAUCAGAAGAGAUUCAACAAACCAUGGAGGUGCAGGACACUUAGUCAUUAGCCCGUUCCAUGCGUUCAGAUAAUAGAGCACGGCGGUCAGAUGGGUGGGGAGCGAGUUAAAUUGUAUAAUUUUUCUUUUUCUUUUCUCUUUUUCACCCGCCCUCUACUAUCUGAACGCCUGGAACGGGCUACUUAGUCAUCUGUACGGCUAAAAAAGAGAACAACAUUCGGAAUGAAAAAUAGUAAAAAAAAGUUCACGUUAUUUAGACUGGUCAGCUCCUGUAAUCACGUCAAACUUAAAACAUUCAAAUCGUAUUCAGCACUUUAAUCGAUAUGCAACCCCCUCCUGUUUUCUAUGGGAAAAGCUCUGAGGGCUACGUCGAUUAAUAUGGCGGCCGGCAUAUCGGUGUUCAACAAUCUAAUUUCCCGUUAGUAUAACAUUUUGUCCUGCUUUUCAACAGUUGUAUUCGUGAUACUAUUUGACGAACACUUUUUUAACCCUUGUCCUGAUUAUGCAAACUGAGGUUCGAAAGAAAAAGUUGGAUGUUUCCAGCUGAAAAACCAUGUUAUUUGUGAGGAUUCGUAUCAACUCUAAAAAUAAUUCACGCAAUACAGAGGAAUAAAGAACAGUCUAAGCCCCAAAGCAUGAUAAUUGUUCCAUGUGGUUUUGCCUAGCCCCAAAACAGUAAUGUUGCCUCUCACCCAUCCCCCUUUUUUUUUUUUUUUUAAUUAGAAUCCGUCAUUGUGGUGCACAAAUUCUUCCCAGCACACACUGUACUUUGAUGACCGUUAUUGAAAUUGAAACGUACAUCACGAUCUCGCCUUUCCCUCUCAACUCACACCUCACUUAUCCUCUUCUUGCCUCGUGGCACAUAAGGCCUUCACCGAGUCCCUUCAUUUAUCUCGGUUAGCCGCAAUGGUCUUCACUUCCUUUCAAGACUGCCAUCCUGCUUCUGCUCUUUCUUUUUCGACCGUUCGCCUCCAGGUGGUUUUUGGUCUUCCUCUUCUUCUUUUUCCUUCUGGUACCCUCUCUAGCUACCUGCACAAUGUUACCAUUGACUUCUGUACAGUGUACGUGUUCAUGAUGUUUUUGAGGUGUAUCAGAGGCCUAUUCAGCUCGGUGGCGUCCUGUUGGCUUUGGCUUUCGCGCAUCAUAUAGUCACUCCUGUUGAGAGGACCGGCCACAGUCUUCCCUUGAUAAAGUGAAUUUUCUCUACUUUUGGUUUUUGUAAUAACAGGGUUUAAAGGGAGACGCCGGGUUAUCAGCCCUCAGCCCAACCCCCAACCUGGAGGACCACUCUGGUCUCUAUCCUUCAACCUGUCCGGCAUGGGUGGCCCUUAACCAGGAGUCAAUCACUCCAGCCGACGUAGCUCUAUGGGUCAUUCAGACACGCCAACCACUCCACGGUAAGGUGGUGGUCCCUCUGGAGCAAUGCCGUUCCCUCUACUCGUGGUUAAACUACUCACAAAAAUUCCCCGUUGCGCAUUUUGUUGUACAGAUCUUAUUGUCUGUGGCAAAAAAUAAUCUUUUGUCUUUUAGAGUUAAGAACAACCCGAAAACUAAAGCUACUGAUGGCCUAACAGAACUUCAGCUUGCCUUGAACACCGCUCAGGUUGGACGAACAUUCCAAGACAGAACUCACGUAUUCCUUCUGAAACCACGGAGCGUUCUCUCUGAAAAAUAUCAGAAAUCCACCAUAAAGUACAUUCAUGGGAUGGGAAAGAGAGGCAACAUUGUACAGGCGUAUCCUUCCAUGGAGUAUCGCUUUUUUCCUGAACUGCUUCGUGUUACAACAGACGAUGUGGUGUGUUUCGUCUGGUCUGGUAAGUGAUUACGGCUGAAUGAUCAAAUCAAAAAAGCUAUACCUUUAAUGGAAACCUCAGAAUAUUCCACGUUACUUAGGUUUAGUUAGACUACGUUUUUAGUCCCUGGGUUACUCCCUGUAGUGGCCUAGAGGCGGAGGCACUGCUCGAAAGGGGUACCUUUUUCAAGCGUUUCAGGUUUUUAAAAGAGUAGGGAAUGUGGUGCAUUAACAGCAGUUUUGAAAGUGGAACCAUGUGUCAAUAGAACGAAUAAAGGGGUAUAAUCUUUUUUGUGAAAAAUGGCACAUAAAAAGGUGAUUAAGCGUCGGACCUCAGGGUGGACCCUCUCCUUACAAAAUCUUUGUUCAGUGCCUUCCUGGGGGUUUAAGUAACGGGCCAUAGAGACCUGUUUUUUUUAUUUAAUAUCUAAUUUCCUUUUUUUCAGGUUCAAACCAUAAUCCCAGGGGCCGUGCCGGCCAAGGGACAGAUCGUAAGUUACCUGUCUGUCCUAUCUUGUUGUUUCUAAUAAUUGUACCAGGUCUUAAUUUUUGCGAUUACAAAACCACGGAGUUAACGAUACGUAAAGUUAUAACCCAGUUCUUUACUUUCUGAAUUAGCAAUCUUAUUAGUAGAAAUCGCUACUUUCCGAGUUUCGUUAUUUUCAGGAGUAAAAAGAAGCUGUUACCAUUUAGAUGAUCUAAGCAUGUUUGGGAGAAUGACGCCAGUACAAAUGUAGUUGCAACAAUUUAUUCCGUGAAUGUAUGAAAGUGAGAAUCGGAUCGGUAUCUGACUACAGAUGACUUGCUUUCUUCGGACCUCUCUUUCCCACAGAGUCUCCCGCUGGGUCGCAAAAAUGUUUUCCUUCCCAUCUUCCCCGCGCGCUUUCUUUUUACCCUCUCCCCAGCCUUCACACGACACAAAGAGGCCUCUGCAGAGGAGGGGGACUAAAAACUAAAAUAAAAAUCAUUGUUUUUGAAAACAUGUAUUAAAUCACGCCGUUGUCGUCCAUACUCCAGACAUUGACAAUUUCCAGCUGACUCAGUGUUAAUAAAAUCUUUCUUUUGACUUCUGAGAAAAGUCGAAGCAAAUGAUGGGUAUUCCCACCCCUUUGACAUGAGCACCCCCCUGCCCAAUUCUUGACAAUUCUUCAAACUGCCCUUUUGAUCGGUUAGUCACAUUAUACUAGAAAUUUUAAUCUUCAUGCUUUUGAGCGUCACCCUAAACAUAAUAGUAUUACAUGUACAGCGAAAGUUUCUGUCGCAAAAGCAUUAUGCUCAAUUAAUUCUGGACAAAUUUUUGCCUUUUUCCUGCCCCUUACCCUGCCCAAACAAAUUACCUCUAUAGUAGGUUAACAAGACAACGUUUUAAUGUUUUUGGUACAAUGCACGCGGCAAAAACAAGUUCUCAAUGGCCCUUAAUUUGUUAGGAACCUGGCUUUAUGCCGAUAGCCAAGCCUUGAAAUGAGUUUUAUAGUGAAAGAAAGCUGUUGCAAAGAAAAUUUGAGACAUUUUUGCCAUAGGCUUUUUUAAAAUUUUUUUAUUGAAUUUAAUGUAUCAAUAUGCUAAAAAUGCCCACUAUACUGGCAUCAUGCUUGAUGCUCUAACUCAUGCCCAAAAUCAUGCUGAUAUAAUGUUAUAAACCUUUUAGUUACUUUUGAUGUCCGUAUUAAGGAGGUUCAGCACUGUUUGUAAGACGUAACUAAGAUUAAAUAUUUGAUGUGGAAACAACAGUGGGCCUAUGAGCGUCUUUGUUUGCAAUUUAGAAACGGAUCGCACCAACGUAUGUUGGGUGGAGGAAGGAUGUAGUUCCCUCAAACCCCCAUCUUGUUCCAGUUCGAUUCUUGAUGUGGUUGAUCAUGUGAAUAAAUUUGACAGCGACGAGUUGAAUCUGCACCUCAACAAAGGCUGUUACACCGGUUCCGCCUCAUUGAACGCUGAACUUAAUAAUGCACCAGCUUCCUGUAAUCCACCAUGUUUCCGCAUCAUGUUGCCUGGGGAAUACUGUUACAUGGGCACGCGCAAUAAUAACUUCUCUAAUCGUCGUCACAUGGGAAAAAUCAUUGUGACCCAAGGCACCGUUUUUCCAAAGCUAGACUACGGGGGCAACUCAUACCCAGGGAAAUCGUGUAAAGAUAUCAAAGAUAUCAGGGACAAAUUGAAAGAAAAACGUACGAAUGGAAUCUACUGGAUUACGCUGAAACACAAAGGUUAGUUGGACUAUACUGAGCUGAUCUGUGUCUCAAAGUUAUUGUUUCUGAGAUGUAAUUGUUCGAUGAACAAACCUUUAAACUGCAUCAACUCGGUUUUAAGUUGGUCACUACUACUUAUAACUCUUAAUUGAGGGGGGAGCUACAGGAGGGUAAAUCUCCCUCCUCUCUACUUUUUCAGCCAGUUUCUUUUUCCUCCCUACUCUUUGGGGCAAUUUCUUUCUCCUCCCCAAAUUUGGUUUAAAAAUUGGCGGCAGGCAACACACAACUCCUGCACUUAGUCGUAAGGUAAGUUUUCUGACCUUCAGAGCUUUGCCUCUACACCAACAUACGGCACGAAGAUUGUGUAACCACCAUAUGUCAUGCAUACGAAGAUUUUUAAGGAGAAAAAGCCCUGUGGGGUACUCCAGGGAAUUCUUGCUGGGGGUGUGCCGCCCGGAUCUCCAAUUUCUGACCCUAUUUCAGACCAAAAAAUCUCGUUAUUCACGCCCGUUUUCAGACCUGGCCUCUAAGAAAUAGUGUCAUCAUUACCUUAGUAAUGCGAUUAAGCGCCUUCCAAAAAGCGCCCCCCUUAGAGUGUGUUUUUGUUAAUAAGCGCCCCUAGUCUAUUAGGCGCCCCCAUUCCAAUAAGCGCCUCCAUUGUUAUAAGCGACCCCGUUCUAUUAAGCGCCCCUAAUCUAAUAUUACAAUAUUAGAGUACGGGUAUGUAUCAACCGUGGUUCAUUUUCCUUUAAUUGCUCACAAACGUACAAAACAAGGAUCCUUUCGACGGGAUCAUCGAAUCGGACAGCGAAUUUUAGAAAAUUUAUUCAGUAAACUGACUUCGCGAAGUUUCAAACCGGUGUCAUUUCAGUCUAGAAAUUUUUAUGUUGAGUGAGCUGCAGCAAAAGAGUGCCUGGUUAAGGCUUACAUAACAACUUAAAUGGUUAGCAAAACACUACUUUUUUUCGCGGUUCGAUAAACAACAGGAUUCCGCAUGGAAUAGACAUAACUGAAUGAAACGUAGUGCACAAAUUAUCACUUUCUUAUCUUCAAAAAUCGGCCCAUGGGUCAAUGCCAUAAGAGCCCACUGAAACUAGACCUAGAUCCAAUUUUCUUGAGUCGAGAGUCGCUUUUCCAAGGUACAAUCAGCUAAGAUAAACACCGAUAAUUAAUAUUGAUGGCUGGCCCAGAAUAUUUUGGCCAAACCGCAGUUCAACCACGCGAUCACAUACCUAUCAACACCAUGCGGAAAUCACGCAAUCACACACUUUCGCGGCACUGAUAAGACCAUCCACAACCACGCAUAACACAAAUCCCUAACCACAAAACAAACAAAAAAAGAAAAAACGACAUAAGCAAACAACACAGUAAACAAGCUAUUAGACAGGGAAAGUUGAGAAAAAUUACAAAAUGUUUGCUAACCCGGUUUCAUAACUCCAGGUAUACAUAUUUGUUACUGUUACAGCUUCUGUUAUUGUUCCGUUUUUAAAAAACAUGAAAGUUUUGUUUUGAGCAUUUGGUUGUUUCUCAAAAGGGAAAUAAGCGCCCUGUUCGGAAUAAGCGCCCUGCCUCGAAUAAGAGCCCUUCCUUGAUCAGGAGGUACCAAAAGUAAAUAUUAAGCACCUGGGGCGCCAAAUCGAAUCAAAAAAGACUUGUUAAAAUCCAUUUCGAAUUUGCAUAUUUUUCCUUCUGUCUUAGUCAUUUGAAACUGAAAUGAUAAAUACGUUCAUACACUCCCGUAGUUCCCUCGAACACCAUACCCGACAGGUGGCUGGAAGAUUCCUGGUUGUGUCCACAAAUCCCUGCCGCCUUGUUCUGCGAUUAAAGUUCAACCGGCAAACUUGUUUUUCUUUCUGGAGAUUUGUUAAGGCUCAGAAAAUUGGCGUGAGAUUUUUUGGGGGUCAAUUUUUAGUCAAGGGAUAUUUUUGUGGGAUUUGUUGAAGGCCCUAGGUAUUUCUUCGGGUUUUGAUUUUUAGCCCCAUUCGAGCAUUCCUGUCCCUUGAAAUCCGGAGUAUCCCCCCUGGGCAAAAAACCCGUCCCUUUGGGGCGGCAGAUGCCUAGGCUUAUAUAUGGGAGUAACCCCCCCCCCCCCCCGGGGGGAAAGCCUCUAUACCUACCAAGUAUUUAAGAGAAAUACUCUAACUUAUAUUGACAGAGAAAGCGUUUCAAUUUUGCAGUAGCAACUACCUACAGACCCAUAGAAUUGCCAUGGGAACAAAGAUAGCCGUUGAUUUUGCAAACACAUUACAAACCAACAGAAACUUUUCAGUACACGAAGUUCUACUCAUGUCACACAACAGGUGUGAAGAAAGGCUUCAUUAAAGGAGAAGCGCGCCGGCUUCUAAGGACCUAUUCCUCUCAAACCACUUUUGAGAAAAAUACCCAAAAAUUUCGAAAAUCGCCCGAUAGAAAGAGGCUACCCUGCCUCUAUUGUGAGAAAGUACCUCUCCGAGGUAAAACUCGCCGACAGGAAGAUAGCUCUUUAACAGAGAAACAAAUCCGCCCUUAACUUAAGGGCGGAAAACACUACCUUUCGUUGCACAAAGUCAAUACCACUCUGCGUAUCUUAGCCUAACGAAAAUACUAGUGGGGAAAUUGUACCUUAUACAAAACCAACAACAGCUAAUAGAAAUCCUAAAGGAGCCUCCCCUCAUAACAUAUCAUAAGGGAAAUACACUUAGGAAUUAUUUGUUAGAGCGAAGCUCUGAAGGUCAGAUUACGACCAAGUGCAUGAGUCGUGUGUUGCCCGUCGCCAGUUUUUAAACCUGGUAGCCUGAGAUGUGUCAAGUUUGAUUCCAUGCUUUCUCGGUUAAGUCCUACCAAGGGAGUCAAAGGAGACCCAAGGGGAUUGCCGUGUAUGUCAAUUUUUCUAUUCCCCCCAUCCCUUGUCAUCACGCAAGUUAAAAAAAAGCCCUAAAAUUACCUUCUCAUCGAUAUCUCCCUACUCCCACAACAUUUCAUUUUCUCCCUCCUCCCUACAUUUUCGCCCCGAUUCUCCCUCCUCCCUAUUUUGUGCCUCCCCCUCUUAAUUCUGGUAAAAUUCUCAUCUGUGUCCAACCAGUCUGUAAAUCUACCUAUCCAUUUUUCAUUAUUUAUUUACUGAUUUGUUCCUCAAAAGGUGGCACAUAAGUUUUGUUUGUCGGUUGUUGCAUAAAAAAUAACAACAACAACAAACAAAACAAAAUCAUAUAAGCAUCACAUCAACGGAAGCCAAACAAUGCAAAUGAUAUUUUGUUCGCUGCCACUGUAAGUUAAUAAAGUGAUGGAUAUAUGAAUUUCACAUAUUUAAACCGCGAAAUGCAGAAAUAAACGAAGAGAAGAUCAUCGCAGUUAAAGACGCAACUCAAUGCAGUUGCGAAAAGAAAGCCUUGAAAAAUUUCAGGCUUGUCGAGAUUCGAACUCUGACCUCUGCCAUACCGGAAAUGUUAAACUCAACUUACAAGCGUCGCUUCCAGGAUUUCGAACUUGGCUGGGCCACAGUUGUGGGAGGCCAUGGUAUUCUCACUACUUCACCACCUUGCGCAUGCCUCCCUUCUAUUUAACUGAAAAGUUCACGAUUGUUCGGCGUUGUAUUACUUUACUCUCGGUGUAUAGCAUGUUCAAACCCACUCGGAAUGGAGAAGGGAAGCAUAACCAAUGCCCAGAUCACAGCUUCCACCCAAUAUCACAGUCCAUACCGAUCUUACCAUGCCAGACUGAAUUCCAACGGUGGCUCGUGGGUUCCCAGAACUAAUAACGGUCAUCAGUGGCUGCAAGUGGAUCUUGGUAAGAAAACCGAGGUGACAGGAAUAAAGACCCAGGGACGAUAUAACGCCCAUCAAUGGGUUACAAGUUACCGUGUAUCCUACAGCAACGACGGCUCCACCUUCGAAAUCUAUAAGGAAAACAAUAAAGUUAAGGUAUGUAUUCAAUUGAAAAUCAUUGCAAGAGCAAUUAAGUCAGCCAAUUACCGUAAAUACUCGAUCACUGGCUUCCCCUUCUAGUAAACAGCUCUCCGCCCAAGAAAGAACAAAACGGAGAUUGUGUUUCACGUUAGACGGCCUGUUUGACACCUGUGCAUGAUUGGUUAUAGUAAAACAGAGGUUUUGAAAAAAUCGUUGGUAAGAUAACUAAAAAUAAGUAACAUCAUGACUUAAAGGUGAAUUGCAAAUGUGUACCAAACUCAUUUUAAAAUUUGUGUUUUUACUAUUGACACUGAUACGUUAAAAGUCACUUGAAUUAUCGGUGCAUUCGCCUUAAUUAGAAUAUUAACGAAAUAAGUGCCCCCUCUCGCCUCAGAAAAUCAAAGAAGCAUCCCCAACGCUACUCACUCAUUCCCAGUUAAAGUAGCCAAUGAGAUCUGCAAAAUCGAGCAAAAAGAUAAGUCUUCAUGAUUUUGAUUUUGAUUUCAGUAACACAAAGCUACAAGGCUUGUAUUCGUUGCAUCUUAAAAAAAUUCCAUGUAAUCUUAAGUAUUUACGAAGUUAUCGCAUUUUUAGUAUUGCUAUCUCAGUUUAAAAAAAAAAAUAAUCGAGAUUUCGCACGAAUAUCAGGGUAUUAUUUAGCAAUUAAUAAAUUCGGCUUUCGUAGGAUAUGGAGAAUUAAGCAGAUCGAGGAGGGUGUUAUCCACCUCGGCCUUCGGCCUCUGUGGAUAACACCCUCCUCGAUCUGCUUAAUUAACCCCCGAGAUCUGAGCUGCUUAAUUCUUCAUAUUCUACGAAAGCCGAAUCCAUUAAUUGCUUUAUUAUUCAUUCAAAAUAAUUCCUAUUUAAAAACAGCUAAAACAUGCUUACCAGCAUCGAUGUUAAGCUUAUCUUCGAUAGUGUACGUUUAGGUUUGUCCAGCUCCGCAAAUAUUCUCCAAAUAGCAGGUGUCGCCCUCCGAGUUGUCUUCUUGCUGUUUUUGCUAUGUUUUUAGCCAUUAUCUCGCCUGGUUCCAGCUGUAGUACUUACUCUUGAAACGAGUGAAGUGUCCGCCGUUUUAAUUUUCACAACGAAAACAACUUAACCACGUCCCCAGGUCUUCUCGGUUAACGAUGCAUUAACCUGUGGAAGGCUGCAUUUUUGACGUCAUUUCCUCGUUAAGCACAAAAUUCUUCCAAAUUUGGUCAUCAGUAACUGAUUAUGGUGAAUUAUGCGUGUGCUUUUAGCCAAUCAGAAUUGGGGAAAUAUUUUGAAUGAAUAAUAAUUUUUCAACCUUGGAUAAUGAAUUUCUAGCAUUGAACUGGUUGGCUCUCUCAGUCUCGGUUUAACUUAGUUUAGUUUACCUCCUUAGUUUGACCUCAUAUGGAAAAACAACAAAAUUUCUCUAAGACAAAGCGGCGGAAAAAAGUAGAUUUCGCGAGCUUUCCACCGACGAAACAACAGGAAAAAAACAGAAAUGCCAUAACGGCAGCGACAAAAAAGCCACAAACUUUAGUUUGAAAUUAUUUAAUGGUACUCCGAAGUUUCCUUAGAAAUUUAAAGAAAUUAUAAGAAUAAUUCUUCCGUACGUCGAGCUGAUUUUGUAACUACAGCAACAACAACAACAACAGCAAAGUUUACCUUAAAAACUUUCAGAAUGGUUUGCAUUAGUUCUCGCAGGAGUAAGUUUUCAAAACAAUUAGCAGAUUUUUUGCGUGUUUGAAGAGCUUUUACACCUCUUAACACUUUCGCAAGUCCAUAACGGACCAUAACGGGCUUCAAGUGAAUCCUACAAACAGCGACUUUCCAUUGAACAACAACAAAAACAAAUUGAUUAAUGAAGCCGGGUCUUUGUGCAGCUGCGAUUUAGUGGAUUCAGUGGAGGAGGAAAACGAAAUUGAGCAAUCAGGUCGACCUAUUCAGGGUCAAAUUCCACAGUCACAGAGAGGGAAAGCGAAAACAGUACUUGUCGAGAAUAAUUUACGCACAGCGUCUUUUCCUGUCAGAUUUUUCAUUCAACUAAGUUCAUAAACGGCGCACAUGCCAUGUGAUUUUCCCUUGGUUUACCGGAAGUUACAUUAAUAUCCGGUCGUUUUGUAACAUUUAAAAUGAAAUUUACUAAAAUUCAGUUGUAAUAACCGGAGGUUUGGAGUUUAAAUUUAACAAAACAAUUAUUCCAUUCGCGCUUGUUACUCUCGCUCGCGUAAGCAGUGAGGCUCAGAAUCUGCAACGCGUUUUUGCAUUUUUGUUCCUAUUUUAUACACAAAUGGGGGGCCAUUGUGUCAGGCGUUCCUAGCGAAGACCGUGGAAACUGGGAAUAAGAAUCGUUGCGUGAUCGAAGUCACACAUGUUUAGGAAAGAUUAAAUUUAGAGCUUUUCCGGAACGUGUCGGUCCACGAAUUCUAUCGCUUCAAAGCGUUGAUUGCUUUGGAACAAGUGAACUUCACUGAGUAGUUGAAGAAAAAAAAAGAAUCUUAAUUAGCAAAACUGCGAUGAUCGGGUGUUGUAAACUUUCAUUGUAUGCAGAUGGCUCUUGUGACGAGAAUGCGGUUUAUUUUCGAUGAUGAUUCGAAGAUACCCUGAGCACGCAUAGAUACACAGCGAAAUCAGCCGAAUUUCCUCCGAAGUGUUUUCGGAUCACGACGAAUCUAUUUUGUUGUAGCGUAGCAGUUGUGGCGCCAAGAUGUCGUCAUGUCUCUUCGCACUUGUUUGUCUUCUUUUUUCUGCGGUACAUGGUUGAGAUGUUGGUGAAUGCUGCACAAGAAAUGGAUUCUUCGAGAGGCUGUAAGUACAAAUUUAGUAUUAAUUUAGUGAUGAGAAAGCCUGAAUAUCGAAGAGAUCCCGUGAAUUAUCCUUUUGGUAUUCAGUUUAUCUUACUGUUGAGCAUACUUAGAACUCUCAGGCAUAAGUGGUUGUCAACUCGUUCACUUCGGAUAUAUUUUUUCUGUUUGUCCGUCUUAACUAGUCUUCUUCUGCUAUUAAGAAGACUACAGAAAACUUCAAAAAAUUAGAAACCAACGCUAAAAAAAUUUAGAUCUAAUUUUGCAUAGUUUGACUGUUGUUUGAAAGACAAUCAUACUUAUAUUACGAUCACUUUUGGAGACAAAAUAAAAUAUCUGUAAAUCAAAUACCAAAAUCAGAUUUAGAUUUCGCUUUAAAAAAAAAUGAAAAUGUUGCAGAUGUCAAUGCAAAGUUGUAAAACAACUCAAUAUAAAGCUUUAAAAGCAGUCUGUGAAUUUGCGUUUAGGUCCAGAAAACUAAUUUAAAAUUUCUUUUUGACGUAUCAUCCCAGAAAAGACUUAUGCCCUGCAUUGCUUGUCUACGAGUGUUUUACAAAAUGCUUUACUACAGCAAGCCUCUGAGAGGCGAUUCUGAUAAAUUUAUAGCACGCUAAAAAGCAAAAAAAUCUAAGCUUACUUUAACUUAAGCUAAAAUAAGAAUUUCUUGCAAACAACCUGGCUGGGUCCGGGUUUUGAAUUGCAAAAUGUUCACGUUUGCCCGCUCUUCUUUUAAUGAACAUGGUUUUUGAAACGAUUUGGUAUUUCUUGACCCAAAAAUUAUCAUUUGGUUAUUAUAAAAGCUUUUAAAACCGACCAAAACUAAGCUAAUAAACAUGUUCAACGUAAAAAAAUAAGAUUUACUUUCUCUUUUUUAACUUUGCUUUUGUGGGCCGAAAAAUUUAAGUUUACCUUUACGCAAAAAUAAAAAAAACAACGAGGCUUUUAUUCGACAUCACUAGCAUUGUUUUCGAAUGGGAAUUUUCCUAAUUAUAUAACCUUUUAAUUUUAAUUAAUAAUUUUGAUACUCAGGCCCGGUUCAGAAGCCGAACUUUUCGUGAGCUGAACCUAAUAUUCGAAUUAAGGCCGACCCAAAUUAUUUCGACCGGCUGAUUUGAUUCAGACGCUGAACUAAGUUCAGAAGGCGAAAAAUGCUCAAUCGGGCCAACUACUAACAAGGUACAUGAAAGGUUCGGCGUCCGAAUCAAAGCCGUUCCAAAGUCGCUCCAAAGGCGAAAUUUCCGGCCGGGCCAGGCGAAAAGAACUGCUAAGCCGUUUCAUAAUUGAAACAGGCGUUCCUAAGUGAUUCAGACGCCGAACUUUUCAUGUAUUUAAUUCAUUAUAUUCGGUUCGGCUUAUGGAAAGUUCGGAGUUUGAACCGGGCCUAAGCUUUUUUUUAUACACUUCUCAUAUGGUAGUUUCACUUUUUUAUACACCGAUUGAGAAACAAAAUCGCUCUCGUUAAAUCCUAUUUUAAAGUUUAUGGCCUUUUUGUUACGUGACUCUACGUAGGUAUGAUGAAACAGGACAGGCUUUAACCUUUAGUACUAAUUUAUUUUUUCUUCACAAACCCUAAUCAGUUGACGCAUCAUGAGGGAAUAUCGUCAGAAAGAUGACAAAACUUUUCACUGAGUUUCCUUUACAUAUUCCGGGUUUAUAUGGGUCUACACCUUACCUGCAAAAGUAUAAAACUGUUGUUCAAGUGUCAGUCAAGCUCGGUAUAAUGGUGACUUGCAAAACCGAAUGCACAGUGGAAAAGCGUGUAAACAUCAUCGAACAUUGACGCUACGUAAAUUGACCACUUCAGAAAAUACCAUAACAUACCAUAGUUUUCUUUGUUGGUCGCUCCAAAAUUUUGCAUAUAAAGCAUUGUCUUCAGUUUNGUUCGGCGUCCGAAUCAAAGCCGUUCCAAAGUCGCUCCAAAGGCGAAAUUUCCGGCCGGGCCAGGCGAAAAGAACUGCUAAGCCGUUUCAUAAUUGAAACAGGCGUUCCUAAGUGAUUCAGACGCCGAACUUUUCAUGUAUUUAAUUCAUUAUAUUCGGUUCGGCUUAUGGAAAGUUCGGAGUUUGAACCGGGCCUAAGCUUUUUUUUAUACACUUCUCAUAUGGUAGUUUCACUUUUUUAUACACCGAUUGAGAAACAAAAUCGCUCUCGUUAAAUCCUAUUUUAAAGUUUAUGGCCUUUUUGUUACGUGACUCUACGUAGGUAUGAUGAAACAGGACAGGCUUUAACCUUUAGUACUAAUUUAUUUUUUCUUCACAAACCCUAAUCAGUUGACGCAUCAUGAGGGAAUAUCGUCAGAAAGAUGACAAAACUUUUCACUGAGUUUCCUUUACAUAUUCCGGGUUUAUAUGGGUCUACACCUUACCUGCAAAAGUAUAAAACUGUUGUUCAAGUGUCAGUCAAGCUCGGUAUAAUGGUGACUUGCAAAACCGAAUGCACAGUGGAAAAGCGUGUAAACAUCAUCGAACAUUGACGCUACGUAAAUUGACCACUUCAGAAAAUACCAUAACAUACCAUAGUUUUCUUUGUUGGUCGCUCCAAAAUUUUGCAUAUAAAGCAUUGUCUUCAGUUUCUCUUGGGAGUUAAAAUGGCCCCAAGAGAAACUGGAAACAAUCCGUAUGCGAAAUUUUGGAGUGAACAACCAAGAGUAUUAUGGUCUAUAGUAUUUUCUGGGUGUGGUCAAUUGGUUAAUGUGACACCAUGUUUCUUUUACUUAACUUACCAUGCAUUUAUGUCAAUUGGACACUCUUGUGAAAUUAACCUCAGACAAUUAGUUGCGACCUUAUGUUAAGAGAAGCUGAGCUCCACACGUUCUAUUUUUUUUAUAUAUUUUCUUGCACGUAUUAACAUUCCAUUUCUUUUUUGUUACAGAUAGCUGUAGAUUCAAGGAACUAAUCUGUGCAUUUAAAGCACGCCAGAGACUGAAUUUGACAUGCCCGGCAAGGGAUAGAAUUUGGCAUGCCCGGCAUGCCAGAAAAUUUGGCGUGCCCGGAAUGCCGGAGAUUUUGGCACGCGGGGCAUGCUGGGUAUUAAUUUCUCGUUAGAACCUAGGCUUCUCGCGACGCUGGUGGGAAGGUCACGGAACCUCAAAAUAUGCUCAUAGGGCAUGCAAAUUUCUGCUGCAUGCCAAUUUAAAUGCAAAAACACUCUGGGGCCACCCCCUCUACUACCAGUGAGCAAAUCAUUGACGAUAGGUAUGGGAAAAAUCCUUGCAUGCUAACCAAUAUUGUAAACGUAGCAGAAAUGUCUUCAGUUGCUGAGUCAUGCCCUAGGGGAGGCUUUAAAAUACAGAAUUUCCUGACAUAGAUGAGGAAAUUUUCCUUAAGAAGCAUGUGAUCAUGCCGGCUAGGGCGUAUUUACCCUUUUUUACGGCUAGCUAGGCUCAUAUUUAGGCUCCAUGGCCUGAAGUGACGCAAAAUUCAUGCCCUAAAUGAUAAAAGUCCCAAAAAGUCCUCGAAAUUUUAGUUUCCAAGCCGUUUUUACUCUUUGGGCUAUUUUUUCUAGGGAUCUUUGGAGUCAAAUCCUGCUCAAUUUGAUCCUCAGCUAAUCUUCUUUUCGGAGCAAUAUCAUGAAAUUGAUUAAAACAACAACAACAAACAAACAAACAGAGAAGAGUGAGUAUUUACACACACUAUACUUUAUUAUCAUACACAUCAUUUUGCCAAAAUUUGGAGGACCGUUGUUCAUAAAAAGGUCUGCAAUACGAUGUUCUUAGGUUUCUUUGGUAUUUUCUUACUUUAGAGAUGAAAAAAGGAAAACGCUAAGAAUAAAAAUCAUUGCCGAGACUGAGAAUUAUUACUACUAUCUGACUACUAUUAUUGUUUCUUAAGAUGAUGAAAACCUGUUUGCUAUGAAUGUCGCCUGUCUUCUCCUUAUAUUACAUGUCACAUUCACCGCGGAUAUUUAGUCAGACGAACCGGCGCAGAGUAUACAUAAAAGUCUACUAAGGAAGCUAAUACGAGAUAAACUAGUGGAAAAUCAGUUUGUUUUCUAAAUUUAAUAACAGAAUGAUUUUUUAACUUCCUAUUUGAAAAAUUUAAGCUACAAUCACAAGUUCUAUUCGAUUACAACUCAGUUUGGUUCGGCCGUCGGACGCCAUGUUGAACUUAAAACUGUUGCCUUAGUAACAUGUCACGUGAACUUGAAUCUGAACAGCGAUUGGUUAUUGGUUUGUUUUGGUCCAGGUUAUCAAAUUUGAUAACCAUUCCGGACUGUUUAAGUUGUCAGGAAGUUCAGUCGGCGGCAAAAUAUCAGAUAUAUCNAACGUAGCAGAAAUGUCUUCAGUUGCUGAGUCAUGCCCUAGGGGAGGCUUUAAAAUACAGAAUUUCCUGACAUAGAUGAGGAAAUUUUCCUUAAGAAGCAUGUGAUCAUGCCGGCUAGGGCGUAUUUACCCUUUUUUACGGCUAGCUAGGCUCAUAUUUAGGCUCCAUGGCCUGAAGUGACGCAAAAUUCAUGCCCUAAAUGAUAAAAGUCCCAAAAAGUCCUCGAAAUUUUAGUUUCCAAGCCGUUUUUACUCUUUGGGCUAUUUUUUCUAGGGAUCUUUGGAGUCAAAUCCUGCUCAAUUUGAUCCUCAGCUAAUCUUCUUUUCGGAGCAAUAUCAUGAAAUUGAUUAAAACAACAACAACAAACAAACAAACAGAGAAGAGUGAGUAUUUACACACACUAUACUUUAUUAUCAUACACAUCAUUUUGCCAAAAUUUGGAGGACCGUUGUUCAUAAAAAGGUCUGCAAUACGAUGUUCUUAGGUUUCUUUGGUAUUUUCUUACUUUAGAGAUGAAAAAAGGAAAACGCUAAGAAUAAAAAUCAUUGCCGAGACUGAGAAUUAUUACUACUAUCUGACUACUAUUAUUGUUUCUUAAGAUGAUGAAAACCUGUUUGCUAUGAAUGUCGCCUGUCUUCUCCUUAUAUUACAUGUCACAUUCACCGCGGAUAUUUAGUCAGACGAACCGGCGCAGAGUAUACAUAAAAGUCUACUAAGGAAGCUAAUACGAGAUAAACUAGUGGAAAAUCAGUUUGUUUUCUAAAUUUAAUAACAGAAUGAUUUUUUAACUUCCUAUUUGAAAAAUUUAAGCUACAAUCACAAGUUCUAUUCGAUUACAACUCAGUUUGGUUCGGCCGUCGGACGCCAUGUUGAACUUAAAACUGUUGCCUUAGUAACAUGUCACGUGAACUUGAAUCUGAACAGCGAUUGGUUAUUGGUUUGUUUUGGUCCAGGUUAUCAAAUUUGAUAACCAUUCCGGACUGUUUAAGUUGUCAGGAAGUUCAGUCGGCGGCAAAAUAUCAGAUAUAUCACUAGUAACUACCGUUACUAAUUGCGUCUUGGCCAUAGUGUUUUGUUCUCUUUUUCGAAUAAUAUCACUGUUUUAUUGUUAUUUAACAGACUUACAGCUACUGCACCCUAAAUUUCCUACAGUUAUUGAGAAGACGAUUAAGUAUCUCCGGUAAUAACCGAUAAAAAUGUUAGAAAUCAUAUUCAUAUUUCAGUGUACACAUGCAGUCCAGUGAUAUAAUAUCUGUUUACUUUAAUUUCGUCAACAAAUGGUUGACAUUGUAAUUCAAAAGAAACAAUGAAAGUUGGCAACGGAGGUUUUAGGCAACUCACUCGGGUAACCCAUUUUGACUUUCGGGGCAAAUUUUUCACGCAAAAUACAAUUUUCACACUUGUCUUGCCCUUACCCUAAAGCAACUCAGGAAUAAAUGUAACAAAGCACACAAAUGGAUAAGAUCGAACGGUUAACGUACCAUGGAAAUAUUAAGGUAACGAGUUUACGCUUUUAUCCAUAACACCUCGGCUAAAACUAAUAUUGAUAGCAAAAAAUUUCAGGAAAAUAUUUUGGCAGAAAAAAACUGGUUUCUAUUGGAUAAAUUCUGCAAUAACAAAGAAUAAAUUUCAGCAAACCCUUUGUGCCAAUUCUGUUUAAUUCCUACAUUCAUGACAUGUGUAUGAGUUAAGGUAACGGAGGUUAUUACAAAAUUGUGGACAAUAUUGGUGAGUUCAUGGGCUUAUUUGAAAGCUUAGCUAUUUCCCAUAUACAAAGGUUUGCUCUAUCCCGAGGGGUAUCCCAAAGCUAAUGUUGUUAAAACGCUAAAAUAUUUUGUAUAUUUAUGCAGCGGACAUGCCAAAUUGCCACUUAUUAGGGCUUUCUCUUAUAUUCUAAUAUAGCAGAAAUAGUAAGCAUCUAUCAUUGUCUAAAUGGCCGCCGUUUUCACACUAGAGACGGAUGAUCCAUCUUCAAAAUCCGUCAAAAUUGACGGAUGAACAGACCGGGAUAAAGUCAAGCGGAUUGUUCAUCAAAACUUAAAUCCGUUCCAUUCGAAUUACCUGUCUGGUGCGAAUUAUCCAACGGAUAACCCGUCUCAGACGGAAUCCGCCUCUAGUGUGAAAACGGCCAAUGCUGUGUUAUGACAAUAGAACCGUCCUAUGCGUUUAUUAAUAACUUAUAGAACAACACCCGCAUGGUGAAAUAGACAAAUAGACCGUAAAACAUCUAUUUGCUACAUUUUACUGGGAAUGAGUGUAAUUCCAACAUUUACUUUAACUAAUUUUACAACUCACAGCAUUCACGUGCAGUUUCUCCGGUCCAGUUAACAGAGUUGAACUGACGACACGCAAAAACAUGUGUAAAACCUGUAUUAUGAUCAGCAUUUCAUAUACCGUUACAGAUCUUCCAGGCAAACCGGAACCGUCACACUGUGGUUUUGAACAUUUUGAACCCUGCCAUACACGCACGCUACAUUCGGAUACUUCCUUACACUUGGUAUAGUCAUAUUUCUAUGAGGAUAGAACUCUUGGGAUGUCCGUCUGGUAGGUGCUGUUUAUUUACUUUCACUUCAAUCAACAUACAGCCUUUCACUUUCUCACAGAACUUCAAUUUAUUAAGGCGAAGCAUUUAACCGAUCGUAGAAUUAUAAACGUGUACAGCGCAGUUUUGGCGAGAUUUUGGUAUGAUCUAUAAGAAACAGCGUAAUGAUUUUUAGCCUGUUAGCCCCUCACUUACCUAGGCCUUUAAUCGUAAUUAAGGCUUAGGCCAUUGAUGAAUGACACUUGACCUGUCAAAAUCAAAUCAACGAACUCACAGUUUUUUGAUUAGCAAAGAAAUUUGCAGGUGAUGAACUCGACUUUAUCGGCCAAUCAUGCAGAGAUGAUUUUUUUUCGGAUUCUUCCAGAGGUUAGUGAUCCUUUUAGCUUGGGGCUGACCAAAAGGAUCGCAGCCUCUGGGAACGAGAUUGAAAACAUGGAUGUCCAAUAUCAAGUUAAAAACAGGUUAUAUAUGCCUUGGACUUCAAAGCUAGUAAGUGUGACGUUUUACACCCGCUUACAUGAAAAGGUAGACAGGUUAUUUUGUCACAGCCAAAAUUUUUCAGAUAUAUAGAUAACCAAAUUUUAUUACCCACGGUGCUCCGCUGCCUGCGCUUCCGCUGAAAUCAAUGUAUUUGGUCGGCAAAAUUGUCUCACUGAGCACUUUUACCAGUUUACAGCAAAGCUCGGGCACUGGGGCGCCGAGUAGAAAUUGUAAAUUACUCACCCGAUUUGGCGUCAUCUUCAGGAAAAUAAAACAAACUGUUUUUUUUACAGAAAUAUUCUUACCGUUAACAUACCAGUGCUUUAACACAUUCUAAAAGCUUUUGAAACUGGCAAAUACACGCAGAUUUACCAUUUCAUAUAUUCAAAAUGGCUCCUGUUCAAGUAAUCAUUACACGAAGUAUCUACUCUCCGUCAUGAUACUGCUGGUCAAAAACAAACCGAGCCUUUGAUGUGUUAGCCUGUGUACAGACGUCCCCACUCCCUCAGAAAAAAUCGGAAGAAGAGACAUCGUCUCUUCUCCCGCCAUUUUUUUCUGAGCCAGGCCGGGGACGUCUGUACACAGGCUACUGAUGUAUCUUUAUUUCCCUUGCGCGGGUUGCGAUUUGAAAAUCUGUUGAUCUUUUAUUUUAGUAUAUACUAAAACAGUGGAUAGUGUUUUUCGCGCGCUCUGAUUGGCUACUCAAUCAGUGAAUAUCCUGCACUAUUCACUGAUUUACCUCCAGUUCCUCCUAGCCAACGACGCCAAACUCCCGUAAGUUGCAAGCAAAAUGCCUUCCCGGUUUGCUGCCGUAACAAACUAAGAAAUUUCACAACUAAUCAAGCAAGCUGUUCCCGAAACACACAAGGAAGGUGACAAAGUUCGGUUGGGAAGUUUUAACAGGUGAAACAGUUUUUUGCUUACAAAUGCAAUUCAAGCUUAAGUCUUGUGUUACUGUAUUUAGUUGACUUGUUCAUAAAUAAGCUUAAAACUAAAUUUAAUAAUCUUUUUUUGCAGAAUGAUUUUAAAUACAAAAAGAAUUCACAACUCCUUUUGAAAAAAUUUCCCCGAAAGAGCUAAACGAAUGCCUUCAAAAGUUUUAUUUGUCGGCAAGAAAAAGCGACGGCCGCUGCCGUUCGGUCAUUAUAUCGUAAUCGUUGGCAAAAUUGUAAUCGUUGGCAAUAGUAUUUGAGUUAAAAAUCAGUGUCGGUGGCUAAGUGGAGUUAAAAAUCAGUGUCGGUCGCAGCUCGGUAAAUGGGCAUAAGUGAAUAAUUGUUAUAUAACCCGGAGUAUCUAAAACUCCGCCCAGCUGAAAUAACAAACCUGAAUAUUUAACCAGAACGACAAAUAUAUUAAAGUUAUGACACGACACGGCUGUGAAAUAUUUUCAGUGUUCAGAUACUGUGAUGACGUCAACGUUUUCAAAAUGUUUUAUUCCGUCCUGGCGACUACGGCAAACUAGCGUUUUCAAAACUUUCCUCUCUGGAAAGCGUUUUCUAAAAGUUGCGGAUUCAGUGAGCGUUUUUUAUCCGUUAUAUGUAGACGAAAAGCCAAUCCGCAACAAAAUGAUCGCGGAUUAAAAAAAUCUGGAUGUGGAGGAAAUGAACAUACAGUAUGUUGCCUUCCUUAAUGAUCACACACAUAUUUUAGCGCUAACGUUUGGCCCGCACACGCGUACAUUACCCCGUGAGUAAUACAGUCGACUCUCUCUUAACGGACACCUCCAUAAGACGGACACCUAGAGUUGGUCCCCGCCUUUCUUUACUCCCUUUAUUUGACUCUCUAUAAGACGGACAUCUCUCUAAGACGGACACUUACUGCCGGUCCCAAAGGUGUCCGUCUUAGAGGUAGUUGACUGUACACUCUAAAUUCAUAAGUUCCUUUUCAACCUUUAAAGUACCAGUGUGCGAGGGCCCACAUAUUCUUUUGUUUUUUGUUAAUAGUUCCAAGAACUGCAUUUCCAGUUUUCUGUGACAUGGACGCCGGAGGUAAGUGACAUAAAUAAACUAUUGCUUUAGACUUGUUACUGUCAGCGGCUGUUUUUAUUUUUCUUCUCAGAUGUCUUAUAAUUGUAGUUGUAGUCAAGAUAGCAGAUUAUCGGACGAGGUUGAGUGAAGUGUGAGGAAUGAAGGAUUAUAAAGAAUCAGCCGAUGCCAAUGCACCCUCCGAGAUCGGAAUAAAAAUUGAUGUCAAACGAAAGCCGAAUUUAGUAAUUAUUUUGUUGUUAAUUUCAAAUAUUUCCUAAUGCAAAAAUUCUUUCUCAGUUCUCCGGACAGCCUUUAGUGGGCAAAUUUCAGUGCUUUUUUGUGUUAUUUUCCUCUGUAUCUUUGCUUUCAGUAUUUCAGUUAUUUUGUCUUCCCCUUUCUGAAUUCUAUCGGAAACUUAGUAGGCUGCAAAACUAAAACUGCCUUAGUUUUGAACUGGCUCGACGCAAAGUUUGGAGCGUCCAACGGUGCUUCGCGCCUUGCUGGCAGCGCUCUGAUUUGAGAAAAACUAAGUCGCUUGUUUUGCAUUCCAGCCAUUAUGGCUCUAUUUCCACUGCCAAAGUUGCAACCUCGUUUCCGAGGUGUCUCCGUUGUCUCUUUUGAAAAAGGUGCGAGGGCUUGGAAACAACGCAUGGAUUAGCCACAUUGUACUAAACUUAUAACGUCAUAGUUCUUAUGCGACCCACUGCUAUUAACGCUUUCUAUCUAGGCUGGACGAUGGUAUUUAAGGCUGUGGGCGGAGUGGACAAAAAUGUCUAUGAGGUCUAUAAAUCUGAUCAAACCUCUUCCGAGGAUAAGGUGGAAGCUCUUGACGUCACUAACAAGUACCGCGAUCACUACAAGAACAGGAUAGUUUUAGCAUGGCAAGCAUUUGACGCAUCUGAGGUACUUUCUAACAAAUAUUAUCAUCCUUCAUCAAACAGAGACUGCCUCAGUGCUAAGGCAAUUUUAAGUAACCUCUUGAAAAAAGGCCCUCCUAACUCCCAUUUCUUAGAUAAAUGCCCUAUUUAUACCUGGAGUUUCAAUGGGAUAGUUAUUGUCCGUUUUGUAACCGUGCGUGAGUAAGAUGUUACGGGAGUCAAGACCAGCCGUGUAACUGCUUAAUUAAAAAUGGAAAACUACUGCAGAAAAUGUCUUGACCUUGGGUGCUUAACUGAAAUUAAAAUAUAUGUUUCAUUACUAGGCUCGAGUUAGUCUUUAUAAAGGAGGAAAUUCGACAGUGGAACUGAAAUUCAGCGCCAAGAGCAUGGACAAACAAAACUGGUUUAGCGUCUCCAAACUGACUCACAGCAGCCAGUGGUCUGAUAUCAAAACAGAGUCAAAGAACUACUUUUCAAUAAGUGGAGACACAACAAAGAAGCGGCACUUUUUCAUCAACCGGGGAUAUGCAGGAAAUUGCGCUGGUGAUACCGGAUGGAUGGUAAUUGCCGGAAAAGGAUGUGACUGGGAAAGGGGUCACCAAAACAAAAACCCCAUACUGUACAGCAAGCUGUCUAAUUACACUAAAUGGGAGGAGAAAAGUGAGUUAACCAACACAUAGUGUCUGUAUGGCAUUAAUUCAGCUUCCACCACUAUUCACCUCUCCUUCAGGGGAUAGUUGUAUAUUAUUUCUCCUCUAACUCUUCUUUAUUUUCUUCGUUUUCUUUCAGAUGACGUAGGGGAGGCAGACGUGUUGGCAGUGUUCUUGCGUUAAGAAGGAAACCAGGAGCCUUGAUUUGUUAUUAGACGAAACGAGACGAUGGCCUGAACUUAUUAUUCCCUCUUCUGACACUUUAUAGCAUGUACUUAGACUGGUGUAGUGGGCAGGUACAGUUUUUACAUAGCUCUGAUAGUGUAGUCAGCUGUAGCUAAUGUAAAAUAAAGCAUCUGAAG